AUGACUGAGGAGGAUCCGGGACAGAUACAAGACCGCCCUGACAAGGUUCCGGUGAAAGAUGAGAGUGAGAAAAGAAGUGUGGGCUCCAAGAAAACAAAUCCUUUUCUGACAGUUACCCUGAUGAGGUUUUCAUAUUUCCGAAGAGCUAAAAACUUUUUCGAAACAGACGUGUUUCCAAGUCCAAAACAGGUCCCUUUAGUGGAGGGGCCAUUCGGCUUGGGGAGUCUGGUUUUUACUCCUUUCCAGCGUUUCAACAACAUUAAGUGCUUCGUGACUCUUUAUUGUCUUCUGGUCCUAGUUCAAGGAAUGGUAUUUGGUCUUACUGAUCUGAGUAUUGGAAAUUUUGAGAAGGAACUUUAUCUGUCAAGACCAGAAAGAUACGUAUUGCCCCUCACUUAUGAUAUUUCAUCUUUAUCAGUAGCAAUACUUGUAGCAUACUGUGGAAGCAGAGGGAACAGGGCAAGAUGGGUGGCAGUUUCUGCCUUUUUGGUAGGACUUGGAUCGCUUUUACUUGCUAUUCCAUACAUGAAAUAUGAAAUUGUAAAACCCAUGGAAGACGUUGACGAGUUGUGUUCAGAAGAAGAACAUAGGACAGUAACAGUGUGUGAGGAAAACGUAUCACCAUACAAAUCACAAAUUAUCUCUCUCUUCAUCGCCGGCCAGUCUUUCCAGGGAUUUGCAGGGAUGCCGAUUUAUAUACUUGGCUUGACCUUCAUUUAUGACCAUGUUUCCACACACUCGGCUGGCUUGUACCUAGGUCUCGGAGAAGCUGUGCAAAUACUUGGCUAUGGUGUGGGUUACACAGUGGGAGCACCAAAUCUUAAGCCUUCACAUAAUCACACUGAAGAGGACUGGUCAAAUCAUCAGUAUAAAUGGUGGCAGAUCAAUUGGUUGGUUGGAUUUCUUGGUGCCACUCUACUUGCUUGGUUCUUAUUUUUUCCACUGUUGUGUUUUCCAACUAAUUUACCUGGUGCACAAAAGAUAAGACUUCGGAAAGAAAGGAAACCUUCCACCGUUGACAGGAGGCUUAAAGAUAAGGAGAUGGAACUUCAUGUGAUUGGUUUGUGGCAAGCUCUUAAGAGUCUGAUAAAAAGCCCUCUGAUGAUGUGCUAUGCAAUGUGCAAAGCCACAGAGUCCCUGGCUAAUAUUGGAUCUGCGGAAUUUUUGCCAAAAUAUUUAGAAAAUCAGUUUUUGUUAACGCCCUCACUUGCCACUCUGCUCACAGGAAUCAUUUUAAUUCCAGGUGGUGCAAUUGGCAUUUUCCUGGGAGGUUUCGUUGUCUCCAAGUUGAAAUUGUCAUGUAGAAGCCAAAUGAGAUUUAUAAUGGCAACAUCUAUUAUAUCACUUGGGCUCUUGGUAUUAGUCAUUUUUGUAAAGUGUGAAACAGUGGAUUUUGCUGGAAUCAAUGAAGAUUAUGAUGGAUUGGGUAACUUUGGAAACCUCACGGCUCCAUGCAAUGAGUUAUGUGAUUGCAAAAGUUCUGUCUACUCUUCUGUGUGUGGAAGAGAUGAGACUGAAUAUUUCUCUCCCUGCUUUGCAGGCUGCAUUGCUAGUAAAAUCCUACACAAUGAAAAGACAUACUACAACUGUUCCUGCAUUAAAGAAGGACUGACAAACGCAGACAGUCAAGGUGAUUUCAUUGAUGCCGUCCCUGGAAAAUGCAAUACCAAAUGCUUUACAUUACCUUUGUUUUUUGCUUUUUUCUUUUGUGCAAUUGCCUUCUCUAACUCGGGUAACAUACCAAUCACCUUGAUGAUUCUCCGGUAA
Messenger RNA from Psammomys obesus (fat sand rat), 1767 nucleotides. RefSeq names its product solute carrier organic anion transporter family member 6A1-like. Lineage: Eukaryota; Metazoa; Chordata; Mammalia; Rodentia; Muridae. Gene Ontology annotation, biological process: sodium-independent organic anion transport; transmembrane transport. The transcript is spliced from 10 exons. Bases 1 to 1767 code for a protein of 588 amino acids. Gene Ontology annotation, molecular function: protein binding. The record is from RefSeq and is a predicted model, not a curated record. Gene Ontology annotation, cellular component: membrane.